Emiliania huxleyi CCMP1516 is the source of this 1848-nucleotide messenger RNA. RefSeq lists its product as hypothetical. The transcript has 3 exons. Lineage: Eukaryota; Haptophyta; Isochrysidales; Noelaerhabdaceae. The record is from RefSeq and is a predicted model, not a curated record. The coding region runs from base 1 to 1848 and encodes 615 amino acids.
AUGGACCCAUUCCAUUCAUGCGAAAUCGGCAUGGUUUGGCUAGUCGGCGUCGCAGCCGGCGCGAUGGGCGGUGAUCACAGCCACGGCGGAAUGGAGAGUCACGGCCACAUCCACGGUGGAAUGGAGGGAGACACGGGCCAGCACAGCCAAAACGCGGGAAUGGCCUCGAUGUACUGUGGCGCGACCGACUGCCCCUCGUCGGUGAAGCUUAUUGCAGACGCGGUCGCAAUGCACGCCGGGACAGACGCUUCUCACACAGGCAUGGCGAUCCGGUUCAGCUGCGACAACGCUGUCGACCUUGCCCGUGGGAUGGCACCGCACCACUCGGGAGCAGUGCAAAUGUGUCAGACCCUGUUUGCCUACACAACCGCAGGCGUGCCGACAGCGGACCACAUGGCGGCGCGCGACCCGGUGCUGCACACGCUCUGCAACAGCAUCGUUGCCACGCAAAACAAGGAGAUUGACUUCCUUGAGCGAUGGCUGGCGGAGCACGCUGGCCCGGCGGGCACGUGCGGCGGCGACGAUGCCGUCGCUCUGCUCGAUACCCACGGCAUGGGAAUGCCGAUGGGGUGCUACGAUUUGAACGGGCGCGAGUGCGUCACCAGUGGUGUCGUCGGUGCCUAUGUCCAAGUGAACGCGGACAUGCACGUGCGGAUGGCUGGCUCGAUGGCCUGCGAUCCCAACCUCGACUUUGUGCACGGCAUGAUCCCGCACCACGUCGGCGCUGUUGAUAUGUGCUCUGUGUACACCGCCUUUCGCGCGCAUGGCAUCGGGGCCAGCGAGCACGUGGAAGUGACGAGCCUGUGCGCCAACAUCACGGCGGCGCAGAAUGCCGAGGUGGCACAGCUCAAGGCAUGGCUAGCGGCGCGUGGGUACGACCCCGACGGUGGAGACUACUCGUGCAUGGGUGCAUCCGCUGGCGCGGACAGCUGUCCGUGCUCGGGCGUCACGCCGUGCAACCACCACGGGACGUGCGAGAGGCGAGUCGCGGCCGGCUCGGCGGGCAAGAGGCCAGAGCAGUGGGUGGACGAGGGUGGCGAGUGCGAGCCGGACGCUCCCGACUGCGUGUCGGCCGCGGCUGCCGUUCCGCACACGUCGCAUAGCGCAGGGACGGUCGGGGAGCACUCGCACGCGGCUGGGGAGCACUCGCCCUCAAUGCGUGCUGGCGCUCGCAAGGAUCCCCACCUCAGCUUCGCGCACGGGGGGCACGCGGACUUUCGCGGCCGAAACGGAGCCUACUACGGCUUCUUCUCCGAGCCCGGUCUCGCCGUUAACGUCAAGGUUGAGGAGGCGUCCUUCUCCAUCAAGCGGGGCGCGCUCACGGUCGACGGGACCUUCCUCACCGAGUUGCACGUGGUGGCGCGCGUGGGCGGCACCAAGCGCAAGUUGUUUCUCGCCUCCUUUUGGGCCUCGGAGCUGAAUGAGAACAACUGGGGCUGGCGCGUCAUCAAUGGCUCGUGCGCCGGCCACGUCUUCCAGCUCGGCAAGGGCGGCUUCCGAAGGUGUGAGGAGCUCGGCAUCGAGGUGGACAUGGCGAGCGCGGCCUUCAGCACCCGCAACUGGACCAUCACCGUGCGAGGCAACCGCGGCCCAAAUCACAGGCUCGACGUGAGCUUUUUGGCCGCGGGCGAUGCCGCUCAGGCACGCCCACAUGGCCUUGUCGGCCAGUCUUUCUCAUCCCUCUCUCCGCGCUACGGGAAGCAAGACGUCUACCCGGCGUCGGGCCACUUUGUCACCAGCGCCCAGGCCGAGGGCGCUAUCGAGGGGACGAGCGAGAUGUACCAGGUGGCCUCGGCGCACGACACGCGCUUUGUCUUCUCGCGCUUCGACGCCGUCGAAGCGCCGUGA